UAGAAUAGAUAUCCGCUUUAGGCCGCCCUUGGCCGUAUGUGAUCUCCGGAGCUCGCCUUCCAUGGCGGCAGAACACUCGUAGUUGUAUUAACUUAUACCUGCAAAGUUAACCCCAUCUCCAAUUCGGUCACAAGCUCCGGCCGCCGGCAUCGUCCAUCUGCCGAAGCUUUAACGAGCGACGAUGGAGGACGAGGCGGAGAUGUACGACGGGAUCAGAGCUCAGUUCCCUCUCACCUUCGGCAAGCAGUCGGCGUCACAGACCCCGCUCGAAGCCGUCCAUAACUCCACCCGCCGCUCCGAUCAGAAUCUCUCCGGCACCUCUUCUUCAACCCCCAGCAAGGGCAAUGAUCUCCCUUCUCUUUCCUCUUCCUCCCAGGCGUGGCUCAACUCCCUCCAUCCCCGAAACCGUAACCCUAACCCUAGCAGUGGAAUAAACUCCACCAGCCGCGACGGCGGCUCCGCCCCUGAGCCUGCUGAUAGCGAUGCUGACGUCGUGAUAGGGCCGCCCCGUGCACCGGCUGGGUUGGGCUCCGACGAAGAUGAUGGGGUGAUGGUGGGUCCUCCUCCACCACCCCCGAGUUCAGGGCGUGAUGGCGAUGAAGAUGAGGAUGAGGACGAUGCCGUAAUGAUUGGGCCUCCGCCUCCGCGGAAUUUGCAGUCGGACGAGGAGGAGAAUCGGUAUCGGAUUCCUCUCAGUAAUGAGAUCGUGCUUAAGGGUCACACUAAGGUGGUAUCAGCGCUGGCUAUUGAUCAUUCAGGAUCUAGAGUUCUUACUGGAAGCUAUGACUACACAGUACGCAUGUAUGACUUUCAAGGAAUGAAUUCCCGUUUGGCAUCGUUUAGACAAUUGGAACCAUUUGAAGGCCACCAAGUUCGUAAUUUGAGCUGGAGCCCUUCAGCAGACCGCUUCUUGUGUGUUACUGGGUCAGCUCAAGCAAAGAUUUAUGACCGGGAUGGGCUCACUCUUGGUGAAUUUGUAAAGGGAGACAUGUAUAUUCGUGAUUUGAAAAAUACAAAGGGGCAUAUAUCUGGUUUGACAUGGGGAGAGUGGCAUCCAAAAACCAAAGAGACAAUUUUGACAUCAUCAGAAGAUGGAUCUCUUCGCAUAUGGGAUGUCAAUGAUUUCAAAAGCCAGAAGCAGGUUAUAAAGCCAAAGCUUGCAAGACCUGGGAGGGUCCCAGUUACUACAUGCACUUGGGAUUGUGAGGGAAAAUGCAUCGCUGGUGCAGUUGGUGAUGGUUCUAUACAGGUUUGGAACCUUAAGCCUGGUUGGGGAAGCAGGCCGGAUAUUUUUGUUGAGAAGAGUCAUUCCGAUGAUAUAAGUGGGCUUAAGUUUUCCAGUGAUGGGAAAUUACUACUAUCUCGAAGCUUUGAUGGUUCACUUAAGGUUUGGGACUUGCGAAAGAUGAAAGAGCCUCUGAAAGUUUUUGAGGAUCUUCCCAAUCAUUAUGCUCAAACAAACAUCGCUUUUAGUCCCGACGAGCAGCUCUUCUUGACUGGAACUUCUGUCGAAAGGGAUAGUACUACGGGAGGUUUACUGUGCUUCUUUGAUCGAGAAAAACUUGAACUUGUAUCAAGGAUUGGGAUUUCACCGACUUGCAGUGUCGUGCAGUGUGCCUGGCACCCAAGGAUAAACCAGGUCUUUGCCACUGCUGGGGAUAAAAGCCAAGGAGGGACUCACAUAUUGUACGACCCUACUCUCAGUGAGAGGGGAGCUUUAGUUUGUGCUGGGCGUGCCCCGAGGAGGAAAUCUGUCGAUGAUUUCGAGGUGAAACCUGUGAUCCACAAUCCCCAUGCUCUUCCUCUGUUCAGAGACCAGCCAAGUCGUAAGCGGCAACGAGAGAAGGUCCUGAAGGACCCAUUGAAAUCCCAUAAACCGGAACUUCCCAUAACAGGGCCAGGACAUGGAGGAAGGGUUGGUACAACCAAGGGGAGUUUAUUGACCCAGUACCUCCUUAAGCAAGGGGGCCUGAUUAAGGAAACAUGGAUGGAGGAAGAUCCAAGAGAGGCUAUACUGAAAUACGCAGAUGUCGCUGCGAAAGAUCCAAAGUUCAUAGCUCCAGCCUAUGCACAGACUCAACCUGAACCAGUUUUUGCCAAGUCUGAUUCGGAAGAGGAAGAUAAAUGAUGGCACUAGCGCUUCAGCUCGUUGGGCUGUGGAACUGACGUUCCAUCAAUCAAGUGCCAAAAUGGUACACGAGGUAUUCGCCGGGUGCUGAGUUCCUGAGAAAUGAGAAUCUCUCCUGUCAUUUAUAUAUGACCCUCCAUAGUCGUAGAUUCUCUCUCCCCUUAUCUGUUUUGCACAUCAGGCAGGGGUCUCCCUUAGAUAAAAGCAGUAUCAGUUUGUUACAGGAUUCUUUGUUCGAUAUAGUGAAAUAUCUAGGGUGUGUUUAUUUUUUAAAAAAUUUUCAACUCAACUUCACUUAUCUUCAAUUCAAUAUCACAAUCAUUACUUU
This is a messenger RNA of Punica granatum (pomegranate), 2456 nucleotides long. The record is from RefSeq and is a predicted model, not a curated record. NCBI's taxonomy places the organism in Eukaryota, Viridiplantae, Streptophyta, Magnoliopsida, Myrtales, Lythraceae.